AUGGAAGAGGUUACUGAACUUCAACCAGUUCCUGAUGCUCAUGUACCCGUCAUGAAAUUCAAGCUCCGGGGAAUAUCAAUAGAUCUUUUGUAUGCAAGCAUAUCUCUUUUGGUUGUUCCAGAGGAUCUGGACAUCUCACAUGAAUCUGUGCUAUUUGAUGUCGAUGAGCAAACUGUUCGAAGUCUGAACGGCUGCAGGGUUGCAGAUCAAAUUCUUAAACUUGUCCCCAAUGUUGAGGUUACUGGAUUCCUGGGUGGUGUAAAUUGGGCUAUAUUAGUUGCUCGGAUAUGUCAGCUUUAUCCCAAUGCAAUUCCUAGCAUGUUGGUUUCUAGAUUUUUCAGAGUAUACACUCAGUGGCGUUGGCCAAAUCCUGUAACUUUAUGUUCAAUUGAAGAGAAUGAACUUGGUUUCCCUACAUGGGAUCCUCGUAAAAACCCUCGUGACCGCUUUCAUCACAUGCCAAUAAUAACUCCUGCGUAUCCUUGCAUGAACUCUAGUUACAAUGUCUCAAUAAGUACUCUACGAGUUAUGACAGAGCAGUUCCACCAUGGUAAUAGGAUAUGUGAGGAGAUUGAGCUGAACAAGACCCAGUGGAGCGCUCUCUUUGAACCUUAUCUUUUUUUUGAGGCAUACAAAAACUAUCUGCAGGUGGACAUAGUUGCAGCUGAUUCUGAUGAUUUGCUGGCGUGGAAGGG
Prunus avium (sweet cherry) is the source of this 695-nucleotide messenger RNA. The record is from RefSeq and is a predicted model, not a curated record. NCBI's taxonomy places the organism in Eukaryota, Viridiplantae, Streptophyta, Magnoliopsida, Rosales, Rosaceae.